Molecule: messenger RNA, 372 nt
Organism: Aspergillus niger
Lineage: Eukaryota; Fungi; Ascomycota; Eurotiomycetes; Eurotiales; Aspergillaceae
Exons: 3
Coding region: 1-372 (123 amino acids)
Source: RefSeq, a predicted model, not a curated record
AUGGUGGUGUUACCGAGGAACAAGAAGUUCUUCUCUCGGCUUCACUGGGCGAGGCUGGGAGUACGUAAGCUGGAUGAAAGUGAGGCUGAGCAGCUUACAGUUAACCUGUUGUUGGCCGCUCUGACUGACAAACAAAGCCUUACUACCCGGUUAGAUAAAGCUCAAAUCCUCCUCGAAGCCGAUGAGUUCGUGACCAGGUACAACCUGCACGAUUCCCGAGACUCGAUCAGAAAGGGUGCCCUCUUAGCCUACGAUCCUCACGAUUACGCUCGCAUCGAUGGACUGACCGACGCCGAGAUCACCGCCUUGCAAAAUGACAAGGUGUACUCUAGUCAGUCACUUUACCGGCACAGCCAUCGAGUGGUCGCUUGA